AUGUCGGGGGAACUUCCUCCCUCGUUCUUGGGCUUGGAGGGCCUUCAUGUCUUCAUCACCGGCGCUGCCGGGGGCAUUGGACAACGAGCCGUUCAGGAAUUCCUAGACCAAGGAUGCAAGGUAACAGCAUAUGACCUCCGCCCGUUCGAGGUCCCAGACACCAUCGGCGAGAGUUACUCCCGACUCAACAUCCAGCGCGGCGACAUCUCCGACGAAGAAUCCAUCCGAUCCGGCAUCGCACUCGCGGUCAAGCGAUGCGGACCCAUCAACAUCCUCAUUGCCAACGCCGGCAUCACCGAUGAAGGCCACAAUUAUCCCAUCUGGGAGCUACCGCUGGAGACAUGGGAGAAGACCUACAGCGUCAACGUCCGCGGCACGUUUCUCACCAUCAAGCACUUCCUGCGCGCUGCGCGCACCGCACAGCAGACUCUGGGCAACGAGCUGGAUAAUCUGGCCAUUGUCGUGACAGGAAGCGAGACGGGGGUAUUCGGGCAGGAGGGCCAUGCCGAGUACUCGUCAGGCAAAGCUGGUCUCCAGUAUGGUCUGGUCAAGAGUGUGAAGAACGAGAUCGUCCGCCUCAAUAGCAGGGCAAGAAUCAACGCCGUUGCGCCGGGAUGGGUGGACACACCCAUGAUCCAAGGCAGACUGCAUGAUCCAAAGGAACUGUGGGCCGAAGCCCAAGCGACUGUUCCCCUCAAGAAGAUCGCAAACCCAGAAGACGUCGCACGUACCAUGGCGUUUCUGGCGUCGCACCGCGCCGCAGGCCAUAUCUCGGGCCAAUGCCUCCGCGUCGACGGAGGGAUGGAAGGCCGCCUCCUCUGGAAGGAGAGCGAGGCCACCAAGCCGUCGAUCCCGCGCACCCUACCCGCACCCAAACGCAACAAGAUCCGCGUCGCGGUAUCCAUCGACCUCGACGCCGUCUCCGGCUGGCUAGGAACGGGCCACCACCCGGACAACAUCCUCGCCGACUACUCCGCCGGCUUCUUCGCCGCCAAAGUCGGCGUCCCGCGGCUCCUCCGCAUGCUCUCGAAACUCCACAUCGCAGACCGCUGCACCUGGUUCAUCCCGGGCCACUCGACCGAGAGCUUCCCGGAGGAGGUCGCGCAGGUCGUCGCGUCCGGCUGCGAGAUCGCGCUGCACGGCUACGCCCACGAAGGCGCCUACCAGCUGACCGAGCAGCAGGAGCGCGACGUCCUGGUCAGGUGCAUCGAGAUCUCGACCAAGCUCACAGGCAAGAAACCCGUCGGAUACCGCGCGCCCCUCUACCAGCUGCGCGAGUCGACGCUGGACCUCCUCGAGGAAUUCGGCUUCGAAUACGACGCCUCGUUAACCGACCACGACUGCCACCCCUUCUUCGCCCCGCGCCGCCCCGCCCUCCAGCCCAUCGACUUCUCCCAGCCCGCGUCCACCUGGAUGCACCCGAUCCGCCGCGCCGAGCCCGGCUCCGACGCCGGUGCGGCCGCGGACCGCCGCCCGCUCGUCUGCGUCCCCUGCAACUGGUACAUGGAGGACAUGACGCCGAUGCAGUUCCUCCCGCACGCGCCCAACUCGCACGGGUACACGGACGUGCGGGUCAUCGAGAAUCUGUGGCGCGAUCGGUUCCUGUGGAUCCGGGAGAACGAGGCGGAGCCGAUCUUCCCCGUGCUGAUGCAUCCGGAUACGAGCGGGAUGGCGCAUGUGAUUGGGAUGUUGGAGCGGCUGUUGGGCUGGGUGAAGGGGUGGGGGGAUGAGGUGGAGUUUUGUCAGACGGGGGAGAUUGCGAGGUGGUUUAGGGAGAAGGAGAUGGAGAGAUGA
Molecule: messenger RNA, 1794 nt
Organism: Aspergillus thermomutatus
Lineage: Eukaryota; Fungi; Ascomycota; Eurotiomycetes; Eurotiales; Aspergillaceae
Product: SDR family oxidoreductase/polysaccharide deacetylase family protein
Exons: 4
Coding region: 1-1794 (597 amino acids)
Biological process (GO): carbohydrate metabolic process
Molecular function (GO): hydrolase activity, acting on carbon-nitrogen (but not peptide) bonds
Source: RefSeq, a predicted model, not a curated record